AUGGUCAAAGUGUUAGACUUACCCAUCUACGAUCCGCCAGGGUCGGCAAUCAAGCCUAUUCCUAUGGACGUGGCGAAUAUGGAAGUCGUGCUCACAAAUUGCUUUCGGGAUUUCGUUAAGACUCCAAGCUUGAGCUUUUGUGCUGAUAGAAACCGUGAUCUUCUCAGUGCACGGGAGUUUCUUUUUACUCCUAUCGGUGCGGCCCAGGUGGCUACUCUGGCGGGUUCUUUUGUUGUGGGCAGGAAGUUUGCGAAUAGACUCCUUCCUGUUAGAUCAAGACAGCAUGGGAGCAUGUACACUCGCCCCUUUCUAGCAGCAAACUACGCCCUUCAAGUUGCUGUACCCUUAGGAACCACGUGUGCUUGGUACGAGACACCCAGAGAAUGGACGAUCUGGGCUCUCAAAAAUUCUGUUAUAUACAGUGCAAACGCUGUUUACUAUACGGUUUACUAUAGUUUCUGGCUGGUCGGCAAGUUUUUUGGACUCAUAUGGAGUGCCAUCGCGGGCUUUUUUGGAAUGAUUUGGGCUGCCAUAAAAGGAGUUUUCAUGGGUGCUUGGUGGGUUGUGAAAACCACUGGAAAUGGAAUCAUGGCUAUAGGAAGCCUUUUCGGGUCGAGUGAGGAGGAAGCACCUGCUAUUGAAGUCACCAAGGAAGAACCAGUCGAAGAGGAAGGCGUGAACCCUACCGAGGUUGAGCUCGAACUGAAAUCCGCUAAACGACACGCCCAAGAAGAACAUUACAUUCCCCUGCCGCCUUGCAAAGAAAACUGCGACGAUGUCGCCUCGAUUGGCGAAGAUCUUGGCCAAUCCGAAGAAGACGACAAGGAACUUUACCCCUCUCGAAGAAGAUAA
This is a messenger RNA of Oikopleura dioica, 852 nucleotides long. Lineage: Eukaryota; Metazoa; Chordata; Appendicularia; Copelata; Oikopleuridae. The record is from the annotation of a GenBank genome assembly.